This is a messenger RNA of Aureococcus anophagefferens, 1299 nucleotides long. RefSeq lists its product as hypothetical. The record is from RefSeq and is a predicted model, not a curated record. Lineage: Eukaryota; Pelagophyceae; Pelagomonadales; Pelagomonadaceae. The transcript has 6 exons. Bases 1 to 1299 code for a protein of 432 amino acids.
AUGUCUCCUCCAGAUGCCUCGCCGCCCUCGCCCGCAACGACCUGCACCCCACCACCCUGGCAGCCGGCCCCGGCCACGCAGCCAACGCCCCCUCCGUCACGGUACGUUCCACAGCCGCUACGGAUCAAAACAGCGCUGCCAAUAUCAGCCCCGACUCCGCCAGAGAGCGCGAUGCUCCCGCCUCGACCGUCAUCGCUGCGAACCGCACCGCCGUCGAUCGCCACACUCCCACCGAAGGCCUCCGCUGCCCCAUCGCCACCGUUUAAGGAAAGUGAGCCACCUUCGCGUCCAGUCCCGGCACGGGUGCUAAUCUCACCAACGGUCCCGUCUGAACGUUCUGUAUCCAACAGCAACGCACCCGAAGAACCCCCUCCCCCCCCUGUCGCGAUGGCGACUGUCUGCUCUCCGUCUAUGGCGACUUCUCCUCCCAACGAUGACGUGCUCGUACCGCUCGCAAUAUCCAAAUUGCCACCGGCCACUGAUUUUCCAGACCCAGCAGAUAAAAUCAACCCCCCACCAUCCCGCCCUACGCCGGCACUCAGCGAUGUCAUACCACCAACGGCGCCCCCACCACUCUCGAGGCCUGUAUUUACAUCAUCGCCGGUAGCGACAGCAGCGUUACCACCGCAAUGGCCCUCACCUCCACGAAUCCGCACAACACCGCCAACCCCACCGUCAGCCCCGUCGAUACCUCGGCCGGAAACUAUAUCUCCACCACAGCCUUGGGCCCCAGGCCCGCCACAAAGCCGCAAUAAGCCCCCACAAGUGCCACCACCGCUUGAGAGGUCGACCCCCCCCCCACGGCCACCCUCGAAGUCCACGUCGAUUGCCAUGCCACCAGCCAAAGACACACAACCACCGCAUGUAGCGCCACUGCAACUGCCCCCCGCGACUAGAACACGACCCGUGCCACUACCGCCGGAGACACCCGCAGCAACAGCCAAAGUACCACUGUCUCCAGCAGUCGCCACCCCAGUAGUCAACCCGAUCGUGCCCACGUCGGCGACGCCUGCCUUUGUAGCCACUGUUGCGCCACCGCCAUCAUCCCCCGCUGCACCGCCGGCUCCACCGCCUCCGACGACAGUGAGCACACCACCACUUCCACCACCCCCAAUGUCGUUGUCAGAGCUUCCUUCACCCGCUGACACUGAGACAGUACCACCUACCACAGCAUCUGCCGUGGUUUCACCAGCUGCGAUAAGAAUAUUACCACCAUUGCCUGAGUCACCAAUGCCGGUGCACAAACUUAUCACACCAGAACUGGCGCUUGUGGCCGAUGAAGACCCCGGCGAGCCAUAG